UGGACAGAAGUGCAUGUCGCAGCGAGAGUGACCAGGAAUAUUUGCUAAUCUUGGGAGUACUAACACCGUGGAUGUUUAUGGAAAUUAUGAGGAAAUCUUGAAAUGACAUUGUGACAUGGUAGCACUUCCGAAAGUGUGGAUAACUAUCACUGCAUCAUUGAUGAAUACGACCAGAACGGGUUUCAGGAGUAGCUUCUGCUGCAUUCAUAAACACUUCUUUAGGACUCACAACAAGCCCUGAGCUUUGUUUUGGGGGGUGACAAGUAGCCACAUAGGCUACUCCUGUUGUGCACGUGGGUUAACAAUGGCUGGAAAAGGUAAAAUGAAUAUAGAGCAUCUCGACGGAGUUGUCAGGCUCCAACAGGAACAUGAGAAGGUGGUGAAAGACUGUGAAAGUCGGAUUCAGCACUGGAAGAAGGUGUCAGGUGACUAUGAAGCCCUGAAUGACUGCCUUCACACUCUUCCAGACCAACUGUCUUAUGACAUCAUGGUGCCGUUUGGCCCUUUGGCCUUUAUGCCUGGGAAGCUGGUGCACACCAACGAGGUCAGAGCAUUGCUUGGUGACAACUGGUUCGCUAAAUGCUCUGCCAAGCAGGCUCAAAAAAUUGUCAACCACAGGAUGAAACAUGUGAAGAGAGAACUAGAUGAUCUGUCAAAGACGAUGAAAAACUUUGAAGCCAGAGUUGGGUUUGUGAAGGAUGUGGAAACUCUGUCAACUAGUGAAGGAGACUACGUUGACAUUCGAGAAAAGGCCGGAAACAAUGUUGUCACCAAAGGAAAGCAAAGAAUAGCUCACAAACCAAAUUCUAAGCCCAAAUUGGAUGCUGUGUUGGAUCGAAAAGAGGAGGACGAGGAGAAUGAAGGCGAGGGUAGAGAUGGAGAGAGGAGAAGAGGCAUUGUGACUGAGGCAGAGCUGUGGGCUCGGUUGGAUGAACUUGAGAAACUCGAGGAGCUACAAGAUGAGCAGGACAGAUUAUCUGAUCACGCAGACAUGAAUGGUGAGGACACGUCAUCCUUUUCCUCAGAAGAGGAGAAGGAGGAAGAUGCAGCACCUCCGGUAAAUGGACUGAGUCUGAAGCCGAGGUGGACCUCCAUGCCUCACAGCAAAGUGCCACCCAGUGUAGACAAGAAAGAGGAAGGAGAUGAUGAGGAAGAGGAAGGCAGCUGUUUGCCUACCAUCUUUUUUUCUCACACAGUUGAACCCAAGAAGGUGAGGAUAAACACAGGAAAAAACACAACACUGAAGUUCAGUGAAAGGAAAGAGCAGAAGGAACACUCAAAGCGGAAAAAGAAAAAUGGCCACAAUAACGGACACUCACAUCAUGAACACAAAAUUACAACACCAGCAGACAUUUACAGGUUGUUUGUGGACGUGAAGAACGGGGAGCCCAUCCCCAGGAAGUCCAUCCUGAAGUCACGUAGCCGAGAAAAUAGCGUGUGCAGUGACACGAGCGAGAGCAGCGCAGCAGACUUCGAAGAGCGGCGGAUGAUUGGACGCAGCCUCAGUCACGACGAGGCAACUCACAGCGACACCAGUGACGGCAUUACAGAGGAGGACAGUCCCACAGCGGUCCCACUGCACCCCACCAGCCGAUUUGAGGCUUUUUCAGGUACAGUGGUAGAAAAGGACCCGAUGCCUUCAGCUGUCCCCCAUCUGACCAUCACUCCACCAGCUCUGCCAACCAUAAUGGAGAGGAAACAGGACGAGGUGGCGCUUGACGGCCCACCACCCCAACAAGCCCCAAAAAGGGUGUCCAAGUUUAAAGCUGCCAGGUUGGAGAAAAAGUGACGAAGUAAUUAUAAGAUAUCCAUAUUUCACAAUAACUUGUCUAAUAAAAGUCUGUUUCUUUUCCACACCUGAUGGACAAAGUGCAGCCAAUCCUCUCCUCUCCUGUCCUCUCAUUUCAUAGGUCUUUCACUUCUAACCAUACAGGAUUUCUUUCAUUGAGUCAGACCGUCUAAUACUGCUUUUUAACAAGCUGUAUACUCCGGUGGCUCUGGCUUAUCUGCUCCUACUGUAUAAGUGGCACUGAACAGUUGUCCAUCAUUCUGUGUGGCCUCUUUUAACUGAUUGCUGUUUGUGAGAUAUUUACCUUUCUUCUGUGUCUCAGUUGAUCCAUGCUAUUAGGCAUGACUAGGCUUUGGAACUUGUGAUGAAUUGCCUUGUUUUGUUUCUUUUUCAAGUAUUGAUCAUUAAGCAAAAUCAGGUGCCGACUAGCUUUUGUUUUACCUUUUCCUAACCUGCCUAAUGAAUGUAUGUAUUCCUUUGUGACAAGCUUAUGUAAAGACAAAAAGGAUUCACGAGAAGUAAAAGGAACGAUUUU
Chelmon rostratus (copperband butterflyfish) is the source of this 2324-nucleotide messenger RNA. It is a transcript of the gene uri1, whose product is annotated as URI1 prefoldin like chaperone. Gene Ontology annotation, molecular function: phosphatase inhibitor activity; chromatin binding; transcription corepressor activity. The record is from RefSeq and is a predicted model, not a curated record. The transcript has 11 exons. Bases 305 to 1789 code for a protein of 494 amino acids. Gene Ontology annotation, biological process: negative regulation of phosphatase activity; negative regulation of transcription by RNA polymerase II. NCBI's taxonomy places the organism in Eukaryota, Metazoa, Chordata, Actinopteri, Chaetodontiformes, Chaetodontidae.